UUUGCAACGUACCUACUACGUACGCUCAUACCCCCACCCCUUCCCCCUUGUUUAACUUUCCUAUAGUAGAAAGGAAUGAGCUCUUUGUUAGUCAUGUGCCAGGCCCAGCUCCUCACAUCCAAGAGCUCUAAUUUGGGUCUUCGAUCAUCAUCUCCAUCUCCAUUGAAUUCAUCAUUAUUUUGCAAGAUUUCAAACUCAUUGAACCUGGAAAAGCAUAAUAUCGAUGAUGAUCGUCGUAUCCAACUAAUUAUCCCUAAACAUGUUGCUUUGAUAAUGGAUGGAAACAGGAGAUGGGCUAAGGCUCGAGGUUUACCUGUGCAAGAGGGCCACAAAUUUCUUACUCCAAAUCUCAAAAAUAUUUGCAACAUUUCUUCCAAACUGGGAAUACAAGUUAUCACUGCUUUUGCUUUCUCUACUGAAAACUGGACCCGUUCCCAGGAGGAGGUUGAUUUCUUAAUGCAACUGUUCGAGGAGUUCUUUGAAGAAUUUAUGAGGGUUGGAGUACAAGUGUCUGUUAUUGGCGGUAGAUCCAAACUUCCCAUCACGUUACAGAAACGCAUAGAGUUAACAGAGGAGACCACAAAAGACAACACAAGACUUCAUCUUAUGUUGGCACUAAACUAUGGAGGACAUUAUGACAUUCUAGAAGCAACCAAGAGCAUUGCCAGUAAAGUAAAGGAUGGUCUUCUACAGUUAGAGGAUAUCGACAACAAAUUAUUUGAUGAAGAACUCGCCACCAAGUGUGCCAAGUAUGCUAAACCUGAUUUACUCAUAAGGACUGGUGGAGAACAGAGAAUCAGUAACUUCUUAUUGUGGCAGCUCGCUUACUCUGAACUGUAUUUUACAAAUACUCUAUUUCCUGACUUUGGCGAACAACAUCUGAAGGAGGCCAUACAUUCCUUUCAACAAAGGCACAGACGUUUUGGUGGACACACAUAUUGAAACGCAUUACUUCCCGUCCUUGUAUCUCUUACUUUAUGUGUUUUAGCAUUUCGUGAUCGCAUAGUUUACCACCUCACUCACAAGUACCUCAAAGAUUCCCAAUCAACCACAAUCAAAACCUUCAUAUUGAUUCUGAAUUAACAAUAACUAGUAUAUAUAUAAAUGAAUAAGCAAACUAUUUUUGGAAUCAUCGCAUCCAAUACAUCAUAUA
This is a messenger RNA of Nicotiana attenuata, 1153 nucleotides long. RefSeq names its product dimethylallylcistransferase, chloroplastic-like. Gene Ontology annotation, cellular component: chloroplast stroma. Gene Ontology annotation, biological process: polyprenol biosynthetic process; plastid membrane organization; response to cold. The transcript has 3 exons. The record is from RefSeq and is a predicted model, not a curated record. The coding region runs from base 76 to 942 and encodes 288 amino acids. Lineage: Eukaryota; Viridiplantae; Streptophyta; Magnoliopsida; Solanales; Solanaceae.